Molecule: messenger RNA, 1725 nt
Organism: Melopsittacus undulatus (budgerigar)
Lineage: Eukaryota; Metazoa; Chordata; Aves; Psittaciformes; Psittaculidae
Gene: OTOP1
Product: otopetrin 1
Exons: 6
Coding region: 1-1725 (574 amino acids)
Biological process (GO): inner ear morphogenesis; proton transmembrane transport
Cellular component (GO): membrane
Molecular function (GO): proton channel activity
Source: RefSeq, a predicted model, not a curated record
AUGGAGAAAGCCGUCGGUUCCCACUCCCUGGGCGGCAGCUACCCACAGAAAAACGCCGAGAUCCUCAGUAGCCAGUACGGCAUCAACCUGUUCCUGGCCGGGCUGCUGCUCACAUUCGCCUGGGCUGUGCACGCUGUGGGCAUCAGCAAGAGCCACCUGCUCUCCUACCUCAUCACGCUGAUGCUCAUCCAGCUCCUGUGGAUGCUGUGGUACCUCUGCAGGAGCUGCACACAGAGGAGGCUGAUCCGGGACAAGGACACACACGCUGGAGCCCGCUGGCUGAAGUGUGGGAUUACACUAUUUGCAGCGAUUACUUUAGUUCUGGACUCUUUUAAAAUUGGAUAUUAUAUUGAUUUUUCAAACUGUUUAUCACCAACUGAGGGCAUUUUUCCUGUUACACAUGCUGUGCACACCAUCUUACAGGUCUACUUUCUGUGGUGCCAUGCAAAGGAUAUUAUCCAGUCUUUCAAAACACUUGAAAGGUUUGGAGUUAUCCAUUCUGUGUUCACAAAUUUGCUCCUGUGGACAAAUGGAGUGUUAACAGAGUCAAAACAUCAACUGAAUGAACAUAAGGAAAGACUAAUCACGCUUGGUUUUGGGAACAUAACAAUAGUUUUAGAUGAUCAUGCACCUCAAUGCAAUUGCACAACAACAACUCUCUGCUCUAUAUUUUCUCAAGGAAUAUAUUACCUGUACCCCUUUAAUAUAGAGUAUCACAUCCUAGCAUCCACAAUGCUCUAUGUCCUGUGGAAGAACAUCGGCCGCAAAGUCGAGCACCACCAGCAACACAAAACUCUAUUCAAAUUCCAUGGCAUAACUGUUGGAAUGAUUUUUGGACUAAUCAUCUUAACUAGCACGAUAGCCGUAGUUGUAGUGUAUUUAAUCCAAAUUGGACGUUCGAAAAUCAAAAGUGAGUUGGCACUUACUAUGUUUUACUUGCAUGCUAUCUUUGUGCUGGCUCUCAUGUGCACAGCUGGAAUUGUCGCCCUUUUCAUCUACAGACUGGAAGACAGAUCACUGGAUAAUUCAAAAAACCCUGCUCGAAAACUUGAUGCAGAGCUGCUGGUGGGCACAGCUGCGGGGUCCUGGCUCCUCUCCUGGGGCUCGAUCCUCGCCAUUAUCUGUGCCCAAGCGCAUCCAAAAUACACUUGGUAUAACCUGCCCUACUCCAUCCUGGUUAUUAUUGAGAAAUAUAUUCAGAACCUCUUCAUCAUUGAAUCCAUACAUCGUGAGCAGGACAAGGUGAAUGAUGAUAUUAAAACUCUUCGAAUAGUGACUAUAUCUAGGGGAAACACUUUAUCGCUUACCCCCUCAUACAAAGAGAUUUACAAUGACAGAGCCACUCGUGAUGAUGGAGAGGUACCCUGCUUGUUUAAAAGCAGCAUCUGUGGGAGAGAAAUUGGUGGUGGUGGAGCCAAGGAAGAAGCAAGUCAGGAAAAUAUUUCAGUCAUGCAUUCAGGCUCAGAUUUCUCAUUUUGCAGUAGAAACUCAGUUACUAACUACAAGAGAAUUCUGAAGAACAUUGCUGCAUUUUUAUUCCUCUGCAACCUUUCGCUGUGGAUACCACCGGCUUUUGGGUGCCGCCCGGAAUAUGACAAUGGACUAGAAGAAAUAGUUUUUGGCUUUGAACCCUGGAUAAUUGUUGUGAACCUUGCAAUGCCUUUCUCUAUUUUCUAUCGGAUGCAUUCAGCUGCCUCACUCUUUGAGGUCAAUUGUAAGACAUAG